AUGGUCCGGUGUUUAUUAAAUAUCGAAACUAACGAAAGUAACUUUGAAAAAUAUGUGGUGGUGCUUAAAUCAAACCAUGAAUUCCUGAUGUGGUCACCAUCCUCUUCAUCAAUUGAAAAAAAUAUUCGACAUACCUCAAGAAACUUGAUAGAUAUGAUCUCUUUUCAUAUUUUCAAGCAACAUUACUUGGAAGCUAUGAAUCAUAAAGGCAUUGAUGAUAAAAAAUUUAAUCACGUCCAUAAAGAAAUUGUCGAAGCUUGGAAAAAUGCAGAUAAAGAAGUUAUCGAAGAAUACAGAAACCUUUCUCUAAAUCAUUACAAUUAUGUUAUCAAUUUCGCACAAGAUUUAAUUUUAAGAUCCACUCAAAAUAGAAUAAGUAAACCCGACGGUUUUG
Molecule: messenger RNA, 394 nt
Organism: Funneliformis geosporum
Lineage: Eukaryota; Fungi; Glomeromycota; Glomeromycetes; Glomerales; Glomeraceae
Source: the annotation of a GenBank genome assembly